Molecule: messenger RNA, 1992 nt
Organism: Ceutorhynchus assimilis (cabbage seed weevil)
Lineage: Eukaryota; Metazoa; Arthropoda; Insecta; Coleoptera; Curculionidae
Source: the annotation of a GenBank genome assembly
AUGGACGAUAAAACUUUGCAAAUGUUUAUGAUGGGCAUUGCAGAAGACCGCCGUCACCAAUGUCGGCACAGUACACUAUUAUAUCGCACCGAUACCUUUACUCAUGAACCUCAACUGUUUAUGGAAUUUAACUUGGAUAUGAACUUGGUACUCGUCGACAAUGGCAUUGUAUCGAAACCCUACUGUAAACAAAAAGGUAACGUUCCAAUUAGGCAAGACGAGUUAGCCCAUUUUUAUAAAACAACGGAAACUGGAGGAGACUCAUCAAACAUUUAUCAAUACGGGUACUGGGUCUGUUUUGAACAGGAAGCCGACCCGACGCUGGUUCUUUGCCAAAAUAAGAAAUUCGAUUUGCAACUGGUGGCGUGUCGCGAUCAUAACGAAUGUGAAAUGAAAAGCGAUAAUUAUAUUUGGCCGGACGUGAAAAACAUUGGGUUUGUAACAGAGUUACUAUAUUUUUCUCGGGAAAUAAAAGAAGCGGCGGCAACAUCGCGCGCCGAUCCGAUUCCCUCUUCUCAACCGCCCGAGUGGGGCAUCGACCGCGACCAUAAAUACGGCGGCGGACCGUCGAUUCGAAGAGACAUCCGUUCGUCUCCACACCGACCGCGCGUACCAAGGUACCAACAGCCCAGACCACCAGCGCCUAGACCACCGACCACCGACCACCGAGACGGUUGUAAUAUGGCAUACGAAGAGCUCAUUAGAAACGCGUUGAUUUCGGUUAGUUUCAAGUACCCCAAGUACAAAACAUUUACGGAAGAACUAGUAAAGGGCACGGCCGGUAAAGCUGAAAAAUGGCAGCUUGUCCUCGGAUCGAUUUCGCAAACGAAAAGUGGUAAAGUUUUCUGUGAUCGAAUCAUAACGGAUUUGUGGGACACGUUCACCAAAGAGAUGUACGUAGAUGCAAAUGGCCACAUUUUCAACGCAAAACUAAUGGACGCAAUUGCUGCGGACCCGGUCGAUUGGAAUCGUCUGGAACGGUUCAAUAGGACAUUCGAGCAGAAAUUCGUCUUCUUGACCAGAUAUGCAUUGCAGUACGAAUGGCCCGAAUUUAUGUAUAGUCGUGUGGCCCUUUUCACGCACAGCAUUGUGUCGGAGACACUUCAUUUCACUGUGGAUGAAUUUUAUGAGGGUUUGGUGCAACAAGACUUCUCGCCGAGCGGACAAAUUCUGCGGCAUAUCGGUACCAAAUUAUCAACAGAAUCCUGUGCAGUUUUGCGAGAAUUUCGUCAAAAAUCAUGUACAGAAGACCACCAGACCAUUAAACAGCUACGAAGCACUGAAAACAUCGAGCAUUACAAAUUUUUGGCGGACUGUAUGAGCGCUCCGAACCGCAAUAUUGUAUCCAAUUUUAAUCAAAGUAUUGCGGACGUACGCGUAUUGGAGGUACUGCUUAAAUCGAACUCUAUGUCGGCCAACGUUGACCGUCCAUCGAAUCAUCUUUUUACAAUCGGCAUACUCGACGAUUUCAUGAUGGCCGUAAGACAAAAUACAGCAUGGGGAAUGUUUGCCACCGACGAUGAAAUUUAUUCGAGCGCCGUUUAUCGAAAAAUGAAAGGCGUCCAUAGGUUUGCAAAGACCAUUACGGCUCGUGGAUUAAUGAACGUUAUUUGUCAGCGAAUUCUCGCGAAUGGCAAACCUUCGAUAAUAUUUCUGGAUCAUAUGAACAAGUUUAGUCAAUUUCCGAACAGUCAAAAACGUCCGAUCGGAAGCUCUAACCUCUGUACGGAAAUUACGCUGCACAUGAAAGACGACGAAUGUGCGACCUGUUGUGUGGGCACCCUGAAUGUGAAAAAAAUUUGUAAGAAACUACCAAUACGGUGUACCGAUAUCGACUUGGACGCGUUAAAUACUAAAAUAGCUAUGCUCGUAGAUAUAUUGAAUACCACACAGGCAACAAGUAGGUUCGAAUACAGUCUUAAAUAUCGACCGCUGGCGAUUGGCCUGUUAGGGUUCAGCGACACAUUUUCUACUCACGAGAACAAUGCUUAA